Messenger RNA from Aureobasidium pullulans EXF-150, 708 nucleotides. RefSeq lists its product as uncharacterized. Bases 145 to 615 code for a protein of 156 amino acids. Lineage: Eukaryota; Fungi; Ascomycota; Dothideomycetes; Dothideales; Saccotheciaceae. The transcript has 3 exons. The record is from RefSeq and is a predicted model, not a curated record.
ACCCUGAUCCUGAUUCCAUUCGUCUUCCACCCCGCUUCUCGUGUUACAUUUUUUGACAUCUCGUCCUCGCUCCAUCUUCCAUCGUCGUCAGCUUACCAGCCAUCCGUACUCUACUGCAGCUCAUUCAUCCCUGCCUACAACGUCAUGGAACACACAACCCAACCACGGGCUAGACCCGAGUCUAUUGCUGCUCGCAACUUCUCAGAUGACCUGGACUCAUUGUUUGGCCUGAACUCAGGUACUACUCUUGGGAAUCUCUCAUUUACUGUGCAGGAGAAAAAGCGUACAGUCACAACCCGAGAGGAAGAGCUCGCUGCCAUUGAAGCCCGUCUUCGCGAGACGGAACAACGUCUAGCCCAAGCCGCCCACAGUCCCGAUCACGAGUCCUCAGCAUAUCAAGCUGCGUCGGGCGCCGAACCAUCAUAUCCUGCCAGGGAAUCUUCAUCCAGACAAGCUUCCGGUUAUCAACCAUACCCCGAACAACAAUAUCAAUCAAGACCGCCAAACAACAGAGAAGAGUCUUUCCAACCUCACAUCCCCGGUGCAAUGCCAAAGACACCUACACCACGCUAUGCUCAAGGAAAUGACUACGUGACGGUCGAUCGCACUAGAUGAUGAUAUUUGGCAAGCUGCAUCAUCAAAUACACGUAUACAACAUUUUGCGAAGGAGUUUGGGAUUGGAUAACACGCAUUCGAAGAAGGGCUAGC